AUCUCAAGCCCUCAAAGUUGCCGUAUGGCCUUUUAUUGGCCCAUUAGGAAAAAAAAUGUAUCUUCAAAAACUACACCCUAGUCUAGUCUUCCUUCUUCCCUGCCAAAAAAAUCAGUAGCUGCUGCCGCCAUGGUUCUCAAGACUGAACUCUGCCGCUUCAGUGGGGCGAAGAUCUAUCCUGGCAAGGGUAUCAGAUUUAUUCGCUCAGAUUCCCAGGUCUUCCUCUUUGCCAAUUCUAAAUGCAAGAGGUACUUCCACAACAGGCUGAAGCCCUCAAAGCUAACCUGGACAGCUAUGUACAGGAAGCAGCAUAAAAAGGACAUUGCUGCAGAAACUAUUAAGAAGAGGCGUCGUGCCACGAAAAAACCUUACUCAAGGUCCAUUGUAGGUGCUACUUUGGAGGUCAUACAGAAGAAGCGAACUGAGAAACCUGAAGUUCGUGAUGCUGCAAGGGAGGCUGCACUCCGUGAAAUUAAGGAGAGGAUUAAGAAAACAAAGGAUGAGAAGAGAGCCAAGAAGGCUGAGGUAACAGCCAAGGUACAAAAGAGCAGCAAAGGUAGCGUGCCAAAGGGUGCUGCACCGAAGGGCCCCAAGCUUGGCGGGGGUGGAGGAAAGCGGUGAAAUCCUUCUUUCUUUGUUGUCCUGUUGACUCGUUAAAGAAUUUUGUAUUGGAGAUUUUUAUAUGGAUCAAGGUCAAUUGUUGCCAUUAUGUUCUUUAAGAGUUAACCUACUCUUUUCUCUUUCAGCGUUAAUUAGCCAUGGUUUGAUUGGAGGAA
Messenger RNA from Populus nigra (black poplar), 776 nucleotides. RefSeq names its product large ribosomal subunit protein eL24. The record is from RefSeq and is a predicted model, not a curated record. Gene Ontology annotation, cellular component: cytosolic large ribosomal subunit. The transcript has 5 exons. Gene Ontology annotation, molecular function: mRNA binding; structural constituent of ribosome. NCBI's taxonomy places the organism in Eukaryota, Viridiplantae, Streptophyta, Magnoliopsida, Malpighiales, Salicaceae. The coding region runs from base 130 to 621 and encodes 163 amino acids. Gene Ontology annotation, biological process: cytoplasmic translation.